CGCAGAGUCCCCGCUGCCGGGAAGUCCGCGCCAAGCGCCCCUGCCCAAGUCUUCCAAGAUGAGCUACACGCUGGAGCCGCUGAGCAACCCGUCCUACCGGCGGGUGGCCGAGAGCCGGACCACCUUCAGCCGGGCCAGCGUGUCGCCGUCGAGCGGCUUCAGGUCCCAGUCCUGGUCCCGCAGCUCGCCCAGCACCGUCUCGUCGUCCUACAAGCGCAACCUGGGCGCCGGCGCCGCGCAGCGGGCCUCGUACGGCUCGACCGUGCUGAGCUCCUCGGAGAGCCUGGAGCUCAGCCAGUCGUCGCUCUUCAACGGCGGCGGCGCGGGGGACAAGCUGAGCCGCUCCAACGAGAAGGAGCAGCUGCAGGGCCUGAACGACCGCUUCGCCGGCUACAUUGAGAAGGUGCACUCGCUGGAGCAGCAGAACAAGGAGCUGGAGGGCGAGAUCGCGGCGCUGCGGCAGAAGCAGGCCGGCCGCUCGCUGCUGGGCGACGCCUUCGAGCAGGAGCUGCGCGAGUUGCGCGGCGCCCUCGAGCAGGUCAGCCACGAGAAGGCGGCGCUGCAGCUGGACUCCGAGCACCUCGAGGAGGACCUGCAGCGCCUCAAGGAGCGCUUCGAGGACGAGGCGCGGCUGCGCGACGACACCGAGGCCGUCACCCGCGCCCUGCGCAAGGACAUCGAGGAGGCGUCGAUGGUCAAGGUCGAGCUGGACAAGAAGGUGCAGUCGCUGCAGGACGAGGUGGCCUUCCUGCGCGGCAACCACGAGGAGGAGGUGGCCGAGCUGCUGGCCCAGAUCCAGGCCUCGCACGUCACCGUCGAGCGCAAGGACUACCUGAAGACCGACCUGACCGCCGCCCUCAAGGAGAUCCGCUCGCAGAUGGAGUGCCACUCCGACCAGAACAUGGUCCAGGCCGAGGAGUGGUUCAAGUGCCGCUACGCCAAGCUCACCGAGGCCGCCGAGCAGAACAAGGAGGCCAUCCGCUCGGCCAAGGAAGAGAUCUCCGAGUACCGGCGGCAGCUCCAGGCCAAGAGCAUCGAGCUGGAGUCCGUCCGCGGCACCAAGGAGUCCCUCGAGCGCCAGAUCACCGACAUCGAGGAGCGCCACAACCACGAUCUCUCCUCCUACCAGGACACGAUUCAGCAGCUGGAAAACGAGCUGAGAGGUACCAAAUGGGAAAUGGCCCGCCAUUUGAGGGAAUACCAGGAUCUCCUCAAUGUCAAGAUGGCUCUCGAUAUUGAAAUUGCCGCAUACAGGAAACUUCUUGAGGGUGAGGAGACAAGAUUUAGUGCCUUCUCUGGAAGCUUCACUGGACCAACAUUUACACACAGGCAACCAUCCGCAACAAUAUCAACUACCAAAAUACACAAGUCGAAAGCUGAACCUCCAAAGUUGAAGGUCCAACAUAAAUUUGUAGAAGAAAUCAUAGAAGAGACCAAAGUAGAAGAUGAGAAAUCUGAAUUGGAUGAAGCCCUGGCCGCUAUGGCUGAAGAAUUAGCUGCCGGAACUGGGCUAGAACAGAAGGAGGAAGAGGAAGAGGAUGGAGAGGCAGUGGAGGAGGAAGUUGUAGCAGAGGAAAAAGCAAAGGUGGCAGCAGCAGCACCAGAAGCUGAGGAAGAAGAAGGAGAGGAGGAGGGUGAGGACGAAGAGGGUGCAAAAUCUGAUGAGGCAGAAGAAGGAGGAUCUGAAAAAGAGGAGGAGGAGGAGGAAGAAGAAGAGGCAGGUAAAGAAGAAGCUGAGGGAGAGGAAGCUGAAGGGGAGGUGGAGGAAGCCAUUACCCCAAAGAAGGCAGAAAUGGCGAAAACCUCUCCACCUAAAUCUCCUCCUAAAUCUCCUGAAGCUGAAGAGGCAAAAGAAGAAGGUGGAGAAGAGGAAGAGAAGGAAGGUGAAGGAGAGGAAGCUGAAGAAGAGGAGAAGGCAGGGUCCCCAGCAAAGGCUGGUUCUCCUGAGAAAGCAGGAUCACCAGAAAAAGCUGGGACUCCAGAAAAAGGCUCUCCAGAGAAAGCUGGUACUCCAGAGAAGGGAUCUCCUGAAAAAGCUGGCACUCCAGAGAAGGCAGCAUCUCCUGAAAAGGCUGGAACUCCAGAGAAGGCAGCAUCUCCUGAAAAGGCUGGCACUCCAGAGAAGGCAGCAUCUCCUGAAAAGGCUGGAACUCCAGAGAAAGGGUCCCCUGAGAAGCCUGCUACUCCAGAAAAAGCUGCAUCUCCAGAAAAAGCUGGGUCCCCAGUGAAAGAAGUGGAAGAGACCAUUUCAGUUGCCAAGGCAACAAAGGUUGGUGCCGAGAAAGAAUCCAAAGAAGAGAAGAAAGAAAAAAGUGAGUCCACAAAAGAAGAUAUAGCAGUGAAUGGAGAGGUGGAAGAAAAGGCGGAGGAAGAGGAAGACUCCAAGGGAAAGCAAGUAGAGGAAGAGGACAAAGGUGUAGUCACCAAUGGCCUGGAUGUGAGCCCAAUGGAUGAGAAGAAGGGGAAGAGUGAAGAGAAAGUUGUGGUGACCAAAAAAGUAGAGAAAAUCACAAGUGAAGGAGAUGAUGGGACGAAGACAUACAUCACGAAGUCUGUGACUGUCACCCAGAAGGUGGAGGAGCAUGAAGAAACAGUGGCAGAGAAAAUGGUGUCCACCAAGAAGGUAGAGAAGGUCACCUCACAUGCCGUAGUGAAAGAAGUUAAGGAGAGUGACUAGAUAAUCAUCCCCCCUCCCCUUCUAAAGAGCUUGGGUCGGUGCAAAAGGUUAAGCCAUAUGACAGCUGCAAAAUGCAUGUAACGUGAUGGCUUCUAAGCAGAGCGGGUUCUCCCGUGGAGUCUCCAGAAACACACUAUUUUAUUUUUGAUUUAUUUUUGUGCAGUACCCAGGGUGGGAGGGAAUGCAUGCGAGCCCAAGAUGCACUCCCUCUGCAGAAUUUGUGGGGGGUUAAAAAAAAAAAAAAAACCAUGCAUGAGCUGAUAUUCUUACAGAGGAAGUUGCUGAAUUUCCUAAGCUGCUGAUGGGACGCUUCUGAGGAACGUCUUAAGAUGUAUUAUGCAAAGAACCACCUGAGCCAAAUACAAAUAAACAAUAACAAAAUGAAUGAAUGAAAAAAAAAUACCCAGAACUUUCUCCUAGCCUUAAGCUAUGUAAUAAUUAUGUUUACCUCACUGGUGCAAUUAAGAUGGACUUUUGUUCAUGGGAGAACCUACCUUGACAUGCACAGUAUGCAACCUUUUGUUGUUCGAUGUAAGGCAGUCACAGCAGUCCGUGCUUAAUAAAGGUCAUAUUGGAAAUGUG
Molecule: messenger RNA, 3259 nt
Organism: Hemicordylus capensis (graceful crag lizard)
Lineage: Eukaryota; Metazoa; Chordata; Lepidosauria; Squamata; Cordylidae
Gene: NEFM
Product: neurofilament medium chain
Exons: 3
Coding region: 59-2677 (872 amino acids)
Biological process (GO): neurofilament bundle assembly
Cellular component (GO): postsynaptic intermediate filament cytoskeleton; axon; cytoplasm
Molecular function (GO): structural constituent of cytoskeleton
Source: RefSeq, a predicted model, not a curated record